AUGGUGGCACCUCCCGGGCUUCCCACAUUCAACACGAGCAAAUCGCCCAACACAACGAACCCCAACUACGGUUGGGGGGACAUCAUCAGCGUUGGCGACUGGCCUGAAUUCUCUUACGCUCAUAUCACACACCACUAUGGGAACUUGCUUCAGCAAACGCAAAUUGCAAGUGAACCGAUGCCAACUUCCCCUCCGCAGGCGAUAAGCACCGAACCAAUGUUCGCAAUGCGUUUCAACACCUACAUCCAGAGCCGAGUGCGUCGUGCGCUGCGAGCUGGAUUCCAGCAUCUUGCACCUCAACUCGCAAGCCUCCAUCUUUCUCCGGUAACGGUUGAUAUUGGUGAUGCGGCAGCUAUCAUUGACAACUACCGGCCCGACAUUGCAUUUUAUACAGCAAAUUCCUCGCCGAACCGCUGCCCUGGUGAUCUAAAAGUAUCAUGGAAGUGGGAAUCCAGCUAUCGAACCUCACAGAUACCAGCAGAGCGAAGGGAGUAUCUGCAGGUCCUCUCUCAGGUUAAUUAUUACAUGGAACAACAUGAUGCGAGGUACGGUUAUGUCUUCUCUGACACUGAAUUGGUACCUAUUAAAAGGCUAGAGGCGAGAGGGAAUCUACUGGUUGCACGUGCUAUACCAUGGGAAGCCGAGGGACCUGAACGUCUAACAGUUCUCCUGGGACUGUGGUACCUUGGGAUGUUAAGUGCAGCAGAUGAUGACUGGCAGCUUUUGUAA
Messenger RNA from Coccidioides posadasii C735 delta SOWgp, 729 nucleotides. The record is from RefSeq and is a predicted model, not a curated record. NCBI's taxonomy places the organism in Eukaryota, Fungi, Ascomycota, Eurotiomycetes, Onygenales, Onygenaceae.